Messenger RNA from Osmerus eperlanus (European smelt), 592 nucleotides. Its product is annotated as protein S100-B-like. NCBI's taxonomy places the organism in Eukaryota, Metazoa, Chordata, Actinopteri, Osmeriformes, Osmeridae. Gene Ontology annotation, molecular function: calcium ion binding; transition metal ion binding; calcium-dependent protein binding. The coding region runs from base 266 to 547 and encodes 93 amino acids. The transcript has 3 exons. The record is from RefSeq and is a predicted model, not a curated record.
CACAUGGGAUAUAACUUUCUUCCCAGACGAGUUAAGCAGAAGAUGAUUUCAGAUUGUCUAGAAAAGCCUCUCAUUGCCACCAGUAUCCAUUAAGGAUAUGUUAACCAGAGACUAUAGUCUGGUACCACACUCCAUUAGAAGAAUAGCAAGCAUCCCAGUGCUUUGCUACAAUCAAAGAGCGACUCUCUACCAGGCUGUCUCUAGCAAGAAUCUCUAGCUUACACCACAGAAAAGGAAGGUUUCCUCAUAUAGAUCUCAGAUUAACAUGUCAGACCUGGAGAAUGCCAUGAUCACCAUCAUCCAAGUUUUCCAUAAAUACUCCGGCCACAAAUGCAAACUCAAGAAAUGCGAGCUCAAAAAUCUUAUUAAUAACGAGCUGAGUAACUUCAUUACAAAAAUUAAAGAAGAUGUAAUUCUAGACGAGCUCUUUGCUGACCUCGACCAGAAUCGAGACCUGGAGAUCGACUUCCACGAGUUCAUUGCCAUGAUUGCAAUGGUCACAACAUCCUGUCACGAUAUAUUUGCUUCAAAGCACCACAAACAUUAGUGGCAUAAUGUGAGCAAUAAACCUGAAGAGGAUGACUUCAGAUUC